AAGUUGAUGUUCCGCAGUUGGCGAUGGCGGAUGUUGUAGAAAAUGACAGCAUGAAGAAUUAUAAAAUAGCGUCUGAGAAAAUAAGCCCGGAGGCCUGUCGCUAUCCUUUCUGUGUCGUCUGGACCCCCAUCCCCUUUUUAUCAUGGCUGUUUCCAAUCAUCGGUCACAUGGGAAUCUGCACUUCCACCGGUGUCAUCCGGGACUUUGCUGGGCCCUACUUUGUCUCGGAAGACAACAUGGCUUUUGGAAAACCUACAAAAUACUGGAUGCUGGAUGUGAGCAAGGUGUACAGUAAUGGCUGUAACGCCUGGGACCGAGCAGUGCACGACGCCUCAGAGGAGUACAAACACAGGAUGCAUAACCUGUGCUGUGACAACUGUCACUCACAUGUUGCCAUGGCGCUGAAUCUGAUGCAGUAUGAAAACAGCACCUCAUGGAACAUGGUCAACCUCUGCCUCCUCGCUUUCAUCCACGGAAAAUAUGUCAGCUGUGCGGGCUUUCUGAAAACCUGGUUGCCUUUUAUGAUGCUUGCGGGCAUCAUCCUUACAGUUGCCCUGGCCGUCUACCUCCGAUGACUCAGUGAACCCUGACUUCAGAAAGAUGCAGCACGGAGGUUUUCAACAAGAAGAGGCUUCAAACCAAAGUCACCAAGGACAUAAAAGACGGGAUUAUUGGAGCAGAAUGUGGUUUGUCACUGGACUUCCUACAGUGUCCAAGCUGCAGUCCUCAGUGAUGGACAUUCAUUUAAAUCCAGCUCAUAUAAAUAAUCAUAUUUAG
Messenger RNA from Nematolebias whitei (Rio pearlfish), 777 nucleotides. It is a transcript of the gene tmem222b, whose product is annotated as transmembrane protein 222b. The transcript has 6 exons. NCBI's taxonomy places the organism in Eukaryota, Metazoa, Chordata, Actinopteri, Cyprinodontiformes, Rivulidae. The record is from RefSeq and is a predicted model, not a curated record. The coding region runs from base 24 to 575 and encodes 183 amino acids.